AAGUUGCUAGAUUGCAUUUUAAUUAGUUUAGAGCUUUCGCUCUAAGAUUAAAUUAUCUGAUUAGGAAAAGUGUGUGGUAUUAACUUUGCAUAUUAGGCUACUACUAACGCACUUUUCGAAACAACGUAUCAACUACAGACUGAAUAGAUUCCAUUGUAGGAUUAGAGAUGUUUUGAUUAAUUGGAUUCAAGAAGUAUAUUGACUGAAGACGUGGGGUAUCGGAUUGAAUGUUUGUAAUGUAGAUUAGUUUAUGGUGAGCGUGUGUGUAUAUCGUUAACUGAGCUAUCGCCACAAAAUCGAGAACAACAUACGAGUCUACAUUCGCUGAGGCCUUAGAAGGAAAACUAACGAGAAAUGUUCUGAUAAUUAACUGUCUGAAUAGUUGGAAAAUGUAUAAUAGCAUGGAACUAAUAUAGAAUACAAAAAAUCUACAAAUUAGCUAACUAGGAAGUACAAUGAGCUCGACAGAAUCUAUUUUAUUGAUACCAGGCUGGAUUAGGUGUAAAUCUCUUGCGAUUUAAUUAGUCAAAUUGUAAAACACUAUUCCGCUUUUAUGUCGCUUAUCUCCAGGGAGUUCAGAAGAAUAGUCUGCCAAUAAUAUAAAGCGUUGACGCCGAUAUUAAAAAGGUAUUCUUGAUCAAUGAUUCAUUGAGAUCGUCAUUCUGAGCUCAGAGGCUUUGAGGAUGCAUUAGUGAGAGCACCAUGGAGGGUGAAAAACGUUUUCCUACUCUAGGGUAUGAAGUUAUGUUUCUGACAAACUUAUCAGUGGAUAUAUCACCAUUAAACGAGAGCUCUAGCUGGUCAGAUGGAUCGGAUAUGAACGUUUCUGGGCCAUGGGGGCGGGAUAUUUCAAAUCACACAACCGUAGAGUUGGUGUUGACGCCACAUAGUCUGCCGCACAUAGUAAUAACAUCCUUAGUAUUAGGUUUGAUGAUUUUAGCGACAAUUAUAGGAAAUGUAUUUGUGAUAGCAGCAAUAGCGUUGGAGAGGAGUCUUCAGGGGGUUGCUAAUUACCUAGUUGCCUCUCUGGCGUUGUGUGAUCUCUUAGUCGCUGCACUUGUCAUGCCCCUGAGCCUCAUUAGCGAGAUCAGCUCGGUGUGGUUUCUUGGCGCCCAACUAUGUAACAUGUACGUGUCGUUCGACGUCCUCUGCUGCACGGCCUCCAUCCUCCACCUUGUUUGCAUUGCCCUUGAUCGCUACUGGGCUGUUACUAGGAUCGACUACAUGCGAAGUAGGACUGCUAAACGUAUGCUUAUCAUGAUACUGAUCGUCUGGUUUCUCGCGGUAUGUAUCACAAUACCACCGCAUUUUGGACUAAAAUCCGAGCAGGACGACCCUGACGUCACGGGUGUAUGCAUGGUCAGCACGCACCUCGCAUAUCGUAUCUUCGCUACAAUAGGUGCGUUUUAUCUACCAUUGGUUAUCAUUCUUAUCAUAUACGGUAAAAUAUUCAAAGCAGCGAAAUCUCGAAUUCGGAAAAAGUCUUUUAGAGGAUACUGUGCGACUCCUAGCACAAUACAACAAAACAGCAAUGAUGUAGACGGAGAUGACUUAUCGGUAACGGAAAUAUCGCCGACAUGUAACAUCAGCGAUAGUCCGGAGAGAACAUGUGCCGAUAUGACAAACGGCGAUUCCCUAAUCGCAGAGAAUGGGAGACAAUCACGCCAAGGAAGCCCAAUAAAAUACACGAACGAUCACCAAUUACAAACUAAUGGAAAUAGUCUCAUUCCUUUAAAUAAUGGUUAUGACAGAAAUUACAACAAUAAAAAGAAAUUGUCAAAUGCUUUCCUACGAGUUGAUACAGUGAUAAAUACCAGAAAACGAAGGCAAAAACAGAAAGUUAAAUCUGAACGUUUGGAAAUAAAACGUGAAAGAAAAGCAGCUCGAACGCUAGCGAUUGUGACUGGCGCAUUUAUCGUGUGUUGGCUACCAUUUUUUAUUGGCGAGCUAGUUUCGCCGUUUUGUUCAACUUGUAACAUUCCUCCAGUGGUGCUGAGUAUCAUCAUGUGGCUGGGGUAUUUAAACAGUCUUCUAAACCCAGUAAUUUACACAGUGUUUAAUCCAGACUUUAGAAAAGCUUUUAAGAAAAUAUUGUUUGGAAAGUAUGGGAAGGCAAAAGUCCGAGGUCGGGGCUGCCAGAGAACGUCUGUUUCAAUGCUAAGUCCAAGCUAUCAACGAAAUUAACGAUAAUUGCUUUGGGAUCUCCAGAUCAAUCUUAGCCUAUUGCAAAAGAUUAGGCAUCGGUGAUAAGAAUGCACGAAUGGGUGAUUUUAUUACUAAAUUACCCAUGAUGCCAUUGUGCAUGCACGCCCACAUGUUCAAGUCCAUUAGCCAGAUAAGUCAUUCGAAAUGCAUAGUAAGUUAGCGGACACACUUUUGUACACUUAAUUGUUAUUUUUACAACGGGAAAAAUGUAAUUUACUUUUUAUUUCAUUGUAUAUAUACCAACUUUUUAUGAGGUCCCGAUUUGUGGAUUUUAUGAAAAAUUACUAUUUAGUUAGACAAUAAAAUUCCCAUUUAGUGCUGAUUUACAUGAGUUGAAAAUCCAUAGAGUGCUGAUAAGUUAAAAUACAGUUUUUAUAGGUAUUUUGAACUGAACGAAAAAUAUUCACAUGAAAUCAUUUUAUUCUACCUAAUGUUGAUAGCCAAGCAAAGAGUUUAUUUCCUAGCAAAAACUGGACAAUGUUGUAUCGCCAACCGAAAUAGCUGUGACACAUCUCCAUUUACAAAAUUACGGUUAAUUAGGGUCACUAUUUUUACUGAAAUGAUCAGUUAUAUUCCGCAGUAAUGCAAACAAAGCCAGUGCCACUGAUAAGAUCACU
Owenia fusiformis is the source of this 2822-nucleotide messenger RNA. Lineage: Eukaryota; Metazoa; Annelida; Polychaeta; Sabellida; Oweniidae. The record is from the annotation of a GenBank genome assembly.